Messenger RNA from Rotaria socialis, 1527 nucleotides. The record is from the annotation of a GenBank genome assembly. NCBI's taxonomy places the organism in Eukaryota, Metazoa, Rotifera, Eurotatoria, Philodinida, Philodinidae.
AUGAGCUACUACGACGAUUGUGGUGAUGAAUAUUCAUCUGAUGAUGAUGAUAUCUUUUAUCAUAAUUAUAGUGUAGAUUAUGCCAAUCAAAUAUUAAAUGGACAUCAUGCUGUUUCAUCAUGUUUACCACGUAUGCAUCAAAAACAAAGAAGAUAUUCACCACGAUUAGUGCGUAUCUCAACAUUGGAUCAAAUUCCUAUCGUUAAUCGAUCAGAAAUUCUUCCUUCAUUACAUAGCCGACCAAAAUUGAAUUAUGACGAAGAUAUUUCAUCAGUACCCAUUGCUCCUUCUCGUUUACCAUCAUUAGAAGCUACCAGUGAAGAAUUAGAAAGACGAGCAACACAAAGAACGCAAACGAUACCUCAGGAAACAUCAGCAACUAUUUCUCCAAUUACCAAUAAUACACCUACUGCUACUUACAAUGAUAAUAACAAUAAUAAUCCUCCAUCUGAAAAUGUGCACCGUCCAUUAAAUGAAGCUGAAUUAAGACAAGUUCAACAGCAACAAGAAGCUUUUCAACAACACUUACUCAAUAUGCAACGUCAUUUACUUGAACAGUCUCAACAAGAACAAGUUCCAACAUCAAAUUCAUCUGGACGAAGAACAAAAGUAUCCUAUCAUGAUCUUGAACUUGAUGAUGACCAAGCUCGCAUUGCGGAUUUAAUUGAGCAUGAUCCUUAUGUUGCAGCAGCUAUGGAAGAUUUUGCUUAUACACAUGGAUUAUUGGAUUGCAACAGACAAAGAACUGAUUCUAAUCAUUCAUCAUCGCAAAAUUCUCAACAUAUAUCUAAACGACAUCGAAGUCAAUAUGAUGAUGACGAUCGUUCUCAUCGAUCUUCUUCAUCUUUAUCAUCAUCUGUAUCAGUAUCGUCGCUAAACAAUGUAACAUCAAAGAUAAAAGAUUCUAACGUUGAAAUUAUUUUAUUGCGUGAACUUAAAGAAAUUAGACGUUUAAUGGAAGAAUUUGUUCAUAGUACAAAUAAUGUGAAUAAUCUCAGAGGAAUGAGUGUUCAUUAUCCAACUGUUGACCCAGUAACUGAUUAUCGACCAUCCAUGGUACCACGUAAACAGAAUCCACCUCCAGAACCAAAUCAAAUUUUAUAUCAAAAUGUUGUUGAUACUAUAAGAGAAGUUAUGGAUCGACGUUCUCCUUCUCAACGUGAACAACAAUUAAAACCGAGUGAAAUAAAUGCAAAAUACAAAUAUACUUCUAAAAGAAAACCACCAAAUCCAUUAUCAACUCAUCAAUCCACAGUUAUGGAACGAUCAAUAUUACCAACGCAAAAUCAAAGACAACGAAACUCAUUACAAAUGACAACUCCACCAAUUGUUCCAUCGUCAGCAGCAUCAUCAUCAAAUGUUCCGCCUGCUCCUCCAUACGAAGCGUUAGUUAAUUUUUCUUCAUCUCGAUCAACAACAAUAAAAGAUCGUAAUUUAUCUUAUGGAAGUCGUCAAAGACAAGCAAAUGUUUAUGAUAGACUUUUACCAGGAAAUUAUUUACGCUUAUAUACCAAUAAGUAUAAUUAG